Molecule: messenger RNA, 4633 nt
Organism: Halteromyces radiatus
Lineage: Eukaryota; Fungi; Mucoromycota; Mucoromycetes; Mucorales; Cunninghamellaceae
Exons: 6
Coding region: 53-4594 (1513 amino acids)
Biological process (GO): phospholipid translocation
Cellular component (GO): plasma membrane
Molecular function (GO): ATP binding; ATPase-coupled intramembrane lipid carrier activity; ATP hydrolysis activity
Source: RefSeq, a predicted model, not a curated record
UUUUUUUUUAGAUUGAUACCAUUUUCCUCAUUCCACCCAUCAUCACCACAAUAUGACUCCUAGACUAUUGUCAAGGGAAAAGUCAAAGGAAAAGAGUGUUUUCCCAACUGCCUCUACCGAACGAAGAACUAUUUAUGUUAAUAUGGAUAUUCCACCUGAUGAAUUGGACGAUUAUGGUCAACCUACACGUAGUUUUAUUGGCAAUAAAAUUCGAACAGCAAAAUAUACCUGGUAUACCUUUUUACCUAAAAAUUUAUUUGAACAAUUUCGUGGUAUCGCCAAUUUAUACUUUCUCUUCUUGGUCAUCUUACAAAUGUUUCCUUUAUUCAGUACUUCAGCAUCUCCUAUUCUUGUCAUAUUACCUUUGGCAGCUAUUCUUGUUUUGACUGGUGCAAAAGACGCUGUGGAAGAUAACAAACGCCACAAGACUGAUCAAGAUUACGAUAUUCAAUCUCUUCAUCGUGUUAACACCAACCACUCUAUUAUCUCUACAACAUCUACUUUACAACCUCCUACUUCUCCCAUUUCUUCAAUACGACAAACCAUUCGAUCCAGUACCACUUCUUUCACACGUGUCUUUCAACGAAAUCAACCUUAUCGCCCAGGCCUAGUACCACACUCUGUAUUACACCGUAAAAAGAAGAAACACAAUAAAAAGAAUGCUUCACCUCCUGUAAAACGAAAAAGACGGGAAAUGGAUAAACGAUGGAAACGCACAUUAUGGCAAGAUUUACAAGUAGGUGAUUUUGUCUUUUUACGAAAUGAUGAUCCGGUGCCUGCAGAUAUGGUGAUUCUAUCUACUUCGGAACCCGAUGGUUUAUGCUAUGUGGAAACUCAGAAUUUGGAUGGUGAAACCAAUCUCAAGAUCAAACGUGGAUUACAAGCUACUAGUGAUAUCAACAGACCUGAAGAUUGUGAAAAUUCAAGUUUUUAUAUUGAAAGUGAAGCUCCUCAUGCCAAUCUUUAUUCUUACAAUGGUGUUUUGAAAUGGAAGGUAUCAAUGAUGGAUCAAAUUCAAGAAGAAGAUGAAGAUGAUGACUAUGAAACAUCUGUACAAGGCAACACCUCCCAAUUUGAUACUAUUGACGACAACGUUGAUGGAUUAAAAAUUCAAGAAAAAACUUUAGUUCCACCAACUGAAAAUGAUGUCUCUCAUGAAAAAACUGAAGCAAUCACCGGUAGUAGUGUACUCUUACGAGGUUGCGUCUUACGAAAUACUGAUUGGGUUAUUGGUAUGGUCUUAUUUACUGGAAACGAAACCAAAAUUAUGUUGAAUUCUGGGAAAACGCCAAGUAAACGAAGUAAAAUGGAAAAGGCAACCAAUCCUCAUGUCAUCGCCAACUUUGUCUUAUUAUUUGUACUAUGUUUGAUAUGCUCUAUUGCUGCCACUGUUGUAUAUUCAAGUCAUACAUCAUCAGCCUAUUUUGAACAUCCUGAUGCAGAAAGUGCUACCAUGGAAGGCUUCCUCAUGUUUUGGACUACACUCGUGAUUUAUCAAAAUAUCAUUCCCAUCUCAUUAUAUAUAUCGGUUCAAAUUGUCAAAACUGCAGCAGCUUAUUUUAUUCACACUGAUAUUGAUAUGUACAAUGAACGCUUGGAUCAACCUUGUAUUCCUAAAACUUGGAAUAUAUCUGACGAUCUUGGCCAAAUUGAAUACAUCUUUUCUGACAAAACUGGAACACUAACUCAAAAUAUUAUGGAAUUCCGACGCUGUACUAUUAAUGGUGUUACCUAUGGACUUGGCGAAACGGAAGCUUCUCUGGGAGCCAAAUUACGUGAAGAUGACAGUAACAAUAUCAAUGGUGACGAAGAAAUAGCAGGCAAUACAAUGAAUGAAGAAACGACUCGUAUCUCUGAUGGAUUGGAUUUGGAAAAAGCAAGAAGGGAAAUGUUACGAAAACAAGCUGCAUUGUUUGAACAUCACUAUGUUAAUCCCAAGUCCUCUUUUGUCGAUCCCAAACUUUAUGAUGAUCUUGCCAACAAUGAUAUUCAAUCUCAAUCACUGGUUCAUUUCUUUUCUGCACUGGCGUUUUGCCAUACUGUUAUUGCUGAAAUACCUGAUCCUGAUAAACCACAUGAUAUUUUAUACAAGGCACAAUCUCCUGAUGAAGCAGCAUUAGUGGCAACAGCAAGAGAUGUUGGAUUUACUUUUGUAACGCGUGAACAAGAUACAAUGAUCAUGGAUGCUAUGGGUGAACGACGUGAAAUGACACUUUUACAUGUAUUGGAAUUCAACUCGACUCGAAAACGCAUGAGUGUGAUUAUGCGUGGUGGUGAUGGAAGGGUAGUAUUAAUAUGUAAAGGAGCAGAUUCGGUGAUCUAUGAACGUUUGGAUACAAACAAUGUGACAACUGAACAACAACAUAUUCGUGAUGAUACCCUCAAGGAUUUGGCGACAUUUGCAAACGAAGGACUACGAACAUUGUGUAUUGCCAGUCGAGUGUUGGAUGAAAACGUAUAUCAAGAUUGGGCCAAACGGUACAAGGAAGCUUCCAAUAGUAUUCACAACCGUGAUGAACAAAUGGAAAGUGUAUGUGAAGAUAUUGAACAACAAUUAACUCUUAUUGGUGGGACAGCUAUUGAAGAUAAAUUACAAGAAGGUGUACCUGAUACCAUUGCUGUAUUAGCUAAAGCUGGAAUCAAGAUCUGGGUGUUGACCGGUGACAAGAUUGAAACCGCUAUCAAUAUUGGAUUUGCUUGUAAUUUACUUACGAAGGAUAUGUUACUUCUCAGUGUCAAUGCUCAUGAUGAAAAGGAAACAUUGGAACAAUUACGUAGCUCUCAACAACAAGUGAAUGAAGUGGCUGGACAACAAAAAUGUGCUUUAGUCAUUGAUGGUGAAUCACUCAAGUACGCUUUGGAAGCACCUGCAAAAGAAGAACUACUUCGAUUAGGUACUCAAUGUAUGGCUGUGGUAUGCUGUCGUGUCAGUCCUAUGCAAAAGGCAAAGGUAGUUAACCUGGUCAAAAAAGGUUUAAAGGUGAUGACGCUUUCCAUUGGUGAUGGUGCAAAUGAUGUGUCUAUGAUUCAAGAAGCAAAUGUUGGUGUUGGUAUCUCCGGUGAAGAAGGUCGUCAAGCUGUCAUGGCAUCUGAUUAUGCUAUUGCCCAAUUCCGUUAUCUUAGCAAGCUUCUACUUGUUCAUGGUCGUUGGUCUUACUUGAGAACUUCAGAAAUGAUUUUGACCUUUUUUUAUAAAAACAUCAUGUGGACAUUGGUUUUGUUUUGGUAUCAACUGUUUUGUGGGUUUUCUGGUACGAUGAUGUUUGAUUAUUCUUAUAUUACAUUAUAUAACCUGGUGUUUACAUCUUUACCUUGUAUUUUUGCUGGUGUAUUGGAUCAAGAUUUAAAGGCGGAAUAUUCGUUCAAGUUCCCACAAUUGUAUCUCAUGGGCAUUCGAAAUGACAAAUUCAAAACUUCAAGAUUCUAUUUGACUGUAUUUGAUGCAAUCUAUCAAUCAGCCAUCUGUUUUGGUAUUCCUUACAUGCUAUUUAUUGUUGGCAAAAUGAAUAGACAUGGCUAUGAUACGGAAGGUGUGUACGAACUUGGUACUUUUAUUGCUGGUAUUGCUGUGGUUGUAGCGAAUGCAUUGGUAGGCUUUACAAUCUUUAGUUAUACAUGGGUCAUGGUCUUGGUUAUUGUGGUCUCAUCAGCAACCUUUUUUAUUUGGACUGGUGUUUAUGCUCAAUUCCUGACAUUCAAUUUUUACGGUGAAGAUAUUUUGUUUCGCGAUGGUUCUUUCUGGCUAUGCUUGGUGAUUACCUUUGUGAUUUGUAUGUUACCACGUUUUGUUACGAAAUAUUAUUUACAUAUGGAUCAACCUUUCGACAAUGAUAUUGUACGUGAAUUAGUUUUAUGUAAUAACGACCAGUCGCCAAGACGUGCUUCUUAUUCCCACUUUACUGGAUGGAAAUCCUUCAAAGGCAAACAACAACGACGAAAAACGUUGAUGCAACUGGAAGAAGAAAUACCCAUUACACUGGCACGAACACAAAGCGAUCAAUCAAGUGCAGUUGCUCUACGAGGAGCCUUCCAUCAUCAAUCUCAGUUCAACAAUCACAACGAUCGAUUUAUUGAUGAAGCAACAAUGACAAUGAUGGAAGCAGAAUAUGAUAAUGUAUAUCCAUUGACAGAACCAUCACCAGCACAUUCUCGACUUGACCGAACAGGCACUGGUGUCUCUGGUAAAAGUGAAAUCAUGUAUAUGCGAUCAGGGAAACGAGCUUCUUUUACAGGUUUUGCUUAUUCAUCGGACGAUGCAAGUGCUUUUGAUGCCUUUAGAAAAUCGGUUUAUCGUGGACGGCGACGAAGUAGUGGAUCAGAUCAAUUACAACAACAACAUCGGCUACGCAACUCAUACGCUGGCGUUGUGGGUGGCUCUACUCAUUUAGAAACUGCCAAUUCCUCUUCUACAAUAGGUAAAGAACAAGAUUGGAUGCCUUUGGAUGGAUUUCGAUUGCGAAGAUACGAAACUGAACCUGAUCCUCAUCAUAUCACAAAAAAAGCUUCACCAAGCUGGGUCCGUGCUGUGAAACAACGAAUGGCGACAUCGAAAAAUUCUUCUGUGGAUCAUGAAUUGGUGGAUAUCUCAAGUUAAAUUUAGUUCCUCUUUUCUUUUUCUCUUUUUUUUUUUUUU